Messenger RNA from Eruca vesicaria subsp. sativa (arugula), 588 nucleotides. NCBI's taxonomy places the organism in Eukaryota, Viridiplantae, Streptophyta, Magnoliopsida, Brassicales, Brassicaceae. The record is from the annotation of a GenBank genome assembly.
AUGGUCAGCCAGUCACAGCCACCGUCCACGACAGUGGGAGCGUCUUCUUCAUGGACGACAGAUCCUACACCCGAAUGGUUACUGAAGUUGAUGACCAAAAAGAAGGGAGCUGAGCUGAAGAAGAUCAUAGAGAAGGAACUGCGUGCAACCGAUGUUAGCCGAGGUCACGACCGUCUCUCAAUGCCUUGCAGUAACAUCACUGACUUGGAGUUUUUGAGCUCCACGGAAGAGAGGAUCAUAGAAGACGACGAGGGGAAGAAACGCAAGACUGGAGUUGACGCGAAACUCGUGGUGAAACUUGCGGAUUUUGAUGUUUUAAAGGAGUUUGAUGUGAAUUUGAGGAGAUGGAAGAUGGCUAAGAAGAAGAAACGAGGGAGCCACACUUUUGUUUACAAUUUGAUUAGGUGGAAGCAAGUGUUCGAAGGUGAAGGCUCAUGCGGUCUAAAGAAGAGCGAUAAGAUUCGCCUGUGGUCUUUUCACUCUGAUGGCAAGCUCUAUUUUGCUCUCGCUACUCUUUCCCCUCCACCUCCUCCGUCUAGUGAUUCUGGAGAUGCUAAGCUUGAGGUGAUAGGCUCUCUGCUUCAGUGA